AUGUCAUCCGCCGCAUCUCAAGCAGAGUCUCAGGGCUCAACGGAUAUUGCUCCGUCUUCAUCAGGCAGGGCCAACGCCGAUUCAACUACCCCGUCCGCAGGGAGUACCGCUGCCGCGCCUACAACCGCAGCAGCCGGCACUACAUCUCAAGCUGCACAGACCUCCGCCAAUGCCGGCGGCGGUAGUGGCGGCGGAUCGGAUGGAUUUGGUAGUACCACCGAUGGAAGUACGUCUUCAGUCGGCUCUAGUGCUACUGCCGCUGCAUCUUCAUCGAAUGCAGGCAAUGCCAAUGGCAAUGGUAGCGGUAAUGCAUCGAGCAGUAGUGCAGGUGCAGCCAGCACAUCUGCAGCUGCUAGUAGCGCAUCAGCAGCUGCCAGCAGUCAAGCCGCCAGCGCCUCCCGUGCAAGUGCUGCAGCUGCCACCCAGGGCAGCGCAGCUAGUGCCUCGGCCGCGUCGGCCGCCUCCAUCGUAUCACAGUCGGCAGCAGCAGCAAUCAGUCAAGCCGCGCAAUCUAGCGCUGCUGCGUCUGCUGCUGCUGCCGCCGCCGCCGGUUCAGCCACACUCGUCACGAGCUCUGUGCAGACCGUCAUCACGAGCCAGGCAACCCUAUCGACCAUCUCAUACGACGUCAAUGGCCAAGCAGUCACACUGACCUCCAUCGUCGAAAUCACUAGAACCGAGAACGUAGAGACGGUCGGCGCCGCAUCUACCUCAAAAGCAAAAUCUCUUAACGAUACAUCUGGCUCGGGCUCGAGCUUCUUCAACAACACCGGCGCUGUUGCAGGCGUUUUCGUCGUUGUCGGCCUCGCUGUGAUCGCAAUUCUUGUUGGGAUUGGCUUCAUCCUACUUAGACGGAAAAGGCGGCGCGAGCUUGACGAGGACAUCCGGGUUGCAGCAGGCGGCGCAGGCAUCGCAGGCGCAGGCACUUCUCGGUUCCACGAUGACGACGACGAUCCAGAAGAUGAUCUAUUUGGAUCCGAAUUCACCCACCAGGGCAUGAUGUCGCAACUCAGCAGCCACCAAGCUCUCUUCGGUGCCGCGGGCGGUGCAGCAGCCGGUGGGGCCGCAUAUCAUCAUGCGCGCUCGGGAUCGACAGCGUCUGCAACUGGACCCUUGUCACGGUCCAAUCAGUCUCACAACGGGCUGUAUGAUUCGCAGUAUGGCAAUUAUGACUACCCGCAAGCAAAUAGUCAAAACACUCAUGGCGAAUGGUCCGACUAUGUUCAACAGUAUGGAGGCGGUGAUAAUUCACAAGGUCAUGGCGGCUACACUUCCGGCGAGUACAACAGUGCAGACGGCAAUGGCAGCAGUGGCAGCCCACCCACACCACACGACGAUAUGCAGCAGCCAGAUCAUCGUUUGGAACCGAACGGGGUGCUCAAUUCCGAGCACAAUUACAGCGACUCAAGCUUGAGGGAUGAAGCAGACUAUUCGAGGAGGAUUCUACGCGUAGCGAACGAGUAA
This is a messenger RNA of Mixia osmundae IAM 14324, 1464 nucleotides long. RefSeq lists its product as uncharacterized. NCBI's taxonomy places the organism in Eukaryota, Fungi, Basidiomycota, Mixiomycetes, Mixiales, Mixiaceae. The transcript has 2 exons. Bases 1 to 1464 code for a protein of 487 amino acids. The record is from RefSeq and is a predicted model, not a curated record.